AAGCACAGUCUGUGUGGGCACUGGGCACAAGUACUUGACCUGGAAUCUACACUCUUAGAGAGUUACUAUCAUGGCCUUUGUGCCAGGGAGUAGCAAGGAUGGACCUUGGUCUGAAAAUAGCCCAGACUCUUCAUGGCAUCCAGAAAGUCCCUGGUUGGCCAAUCCUCUUUCAAAAAACAGAGAAGAGACUGGCAGAUGUGAAGGCCAUCAGGAAGUUGAGGUGUCUCAAAAGUCCCGCCUGCCCUCUAUUGUGAUAGAGGCCUCAGAGGGGAAUGAGGAAGACCAGGAAGAUCACCAGUGGCCACAUGACGAGUUGCUGGUGCUCACUGAUGGUGAAGAAGAUGUGGAAGCUUUCUUCCAGGAUCAAAGUGAAGAGUCAGGUUGGGCCUGGAUCCCACAGGACCCCACAUCUCCUUUAAUAACAUUUAACCCUGGACUUGGCUGGGGUAAAGAACAAGAAGAAGAUGCUGCAUGGAUUCCUGAGGAUACAGAGAGUCAAGAAAUGCCCAAUCUUUGUCCUCUUUGGGACCCAACAGGGUCCUGCAUCUAUAGAACCCAAUUUAUGGAAUAUUCCCAUUUCCCACCUCCCACUACCUUUGGGGGAGCUGAAAAAGAAGUUGUUCAAGCGCCGCAGGGUACUAAGCAGGGAUCGGCGACGGAAGCGCCAGGUGGUCGGGGCUGUGAUAGACGAAGGGCUGAUUACAAGGCACCACCUCAAGAAGCGGGCGUCCAGUGCUCGGGCCAACAUCACCCUAUCUGGGAAGAAGCGCAGGAAACUCUUGCAGCAGAUCCGAAUAGCCCAGAAAGAAAAAGCAGCCAUGGAAGUGGAAGUUCCCUCCAAGUCAACCAGGGCUAGUCAGCCACAGCCCAAACGACAAAAGAAGACAAAAGCUCCCCAGGAUGUAGACAUGGAGGAUCUUGGAGAUGAGAGCUAAAGUUCCUAUAUAUUCUACCAGGAGAUUCUCAACAGCACCUAGAAGGAUUUGGAGGACUUUGGAAAAAAUAUUACCAUAUUUCAUUUUCCCAGACAUCUCUUCUAUGAUGGACCACUGACCUCCCCUGGAGGUAUAUACUGGGAAGGAAGAGGACACAGAAACACUGGAGAGGACCCUCUCUAGCAGUUAGCUCCUUUUGUAAUAAAGCUACAGUGCUUUAACGAC
Messenger RNA from Arvicanthis niloticus (Nile rat), 1160 nucleotides. The record is from RefSeq and is a predicted model, not a curated record. NCBI's taxonomy places the organism in Eukaryota, Metazoa, Chordata, Mammalia, Rodentia, Muridae.